CAGCUCUCAGUCGGAUGUUGUGAAGAACAACAGGGACGCAGCAGAAGAGACGCGAUGGCAUCGUCCAGCCUUUCCUCCAGAGUUUGUGCAGCUGUGAAGUAGCUGGAAACCUGACGAGAAGUCAGCAGUAAGUAUUGGACGUAGUGUCAGCUGAUGUUUAAGCGAGUAGCUCGCUGGUGAAGUACAGUCAGCGGUCUGUGUCCAGGUGGGAGCGCCGGGCAGUGUUUCCAUGGCCGUCGGCUGAUGGGCGAAGCGAUGCGGCACCACUGGCUGCUCCUCGGGGCUUGCGGCUGGGUGCUGCUCAUCCUCAUGUUUGUCAGCAAGUUCAUCAGCUUCAGAGCUGUAGACGACUAUGGAGAGAGGGUUGGUGGUGCGAGUUGGACAGUGCCAGGCACCAAGGUGGUUAAACCCAUUCCUGUCUCCAGCCCAGAAAAAACAGUCCCAAAGCCAUCUGAUCAGCCCUCAGCCGUACCCACAGUGGCAGACUGGCAGUCAGUCGCUGAGAGGCGGAUCGAGUUGCUGUCAUCUGUGUGUAAGAACAGCAGCCUCAGGAAUUUGACUCACGUCUCCAUCAGCAAGUUUGUCCUGGACCGCAUCUUUGUCUGCGACAAACACAAGAUCUUAUUCUGCCAGACGCCCAAAGUGGGCAACACGCAGUGGAAGAAGGUCCUCAUUGUGCUCAACGGAGCUUUCUCCAGUGUGGAGGAGAUUCCAGAAAACCUCGUUCAUGACCAUGAGAAAAACGGCCUGCCCCGUCUCUCAUCACUCACGCCGCAGGAAGUUACUCACAGAUUAAACACUUACUUUAAGUUUUUCAUCGUGAGAGAUCCCUUCGAGCGCCUCAUUUCUGCAUUCAAAGACAAGUUUGUGAAGAACCCACGCUUCGAGCCUUGGUACAAGCAUGACAUCGCUCCCGCCAUCAUCCGUAAGUACCGCAAGAGCCACCGCGACAGCGACCUCGCCGCCUCGGGCCUGCACUUUGAGGACUUUGUCCGUUACUUGGGUGACGUGGAAGGGCGCCGCCGCAUGGACCGGCAGUUCGGCGAGCACAUUAUUCACUGGGUGACUUACGCAGACUUGUGCGCGCCGUGUGAAAUACACUACAGCGUGGUGGGCCACCACGAGACGCUGGAGCAAGACGCCCCGUACAUCCUCAAAGCAGCGGGCAUCGACCAGCUGGUGUCCUACCCAGCCAUUCCUCCAGGCAUCACCCGCUACAACAGGACCAAGGUGGAGCACUACUUCUCAGGCAUCAGCAAGCGGGACAUCAGGCGCCUCUACGCACGUUACCAGGGUGACUUCCACCUGUUUGGUUACCCGAUCCCAGACUUUCUACUGAACUAAAAUGAUUAACACUGACUAAAAGACAUGUUUUCUUAUAACUUCCUCGGUUUACUGAGACGGAGGUGGAUCGUAGCUGACUGUGUGCCACAGAGCUGGUGUGUCGCACACUGUAACUUAUUAGCAAUGACUGAAAAGUGCUGCCUAAUAUUCAUAUAUUUAACAGUUUGUUUUUAUGGAGAGAGUACGGAAACUUGUGUCACGAUACAGCGAAGAGAGAAAGAAAGAACAUUGAACAAAAACGUGGGAUGCGAGUACAAACAGCACAGUCACAUAAUGAGAUUCAGCAGUUCAGAUAAAAGCUGCAGAAUUUAUGUGUGUGUGUGUGUGUGUGUGUGUGAGGGGGGGGAUGAGUUAAAUAAUCAAAUACAGGUCAAUUAGAGAACUCAUUUGCUAUGUUCUAUUUAAUGUUAAUGACUUAUUUCUGUGCUCUGUAAUGCCAGGGAUACAGGCCCGUUAACCCUGUAUUGUAGCUAUUCUACUGCACUGUAUGGAUCACCGGUUUCAAUGAUUCAUCCUGUCGAGGUAAACUGCGGACAGCUGCGUUUUGACAUGUCGUGUCUUUUCUGGACUUCUUGCCAUCGUGCUAGGGAGCAGGGGAAGACUGUUUCAGGGAUGCUCAUAUUUUCUGACAAUGAGAGUGAACGGCAAGAAUAUAACUGGAUAUUGAUGUUUUUCAUUGAUAUUUUUAUGACUUGCAAUUCAGCGUCAGCUUUUUGCAUUUUUUAGCAUUUUAUUUCUUUGCUUUACAUAAAGUCAUAUGAGUGUCAGUAAAGUAAAUUACUCUUGAAAUAUCACAAAAUGGCACCAAAAUGAAAUCAAAAAUUGAACUGGUACUGAAUUGAAGACCGUAGUCCUGCCCUGAUCCAUACUGUAGCCAUUGUUCUGGUUCUGCCUUUACUAAAACUGACAGUAUCAGAUGCUUCUGACUCCAUUUUAUUCAGCUGCUAAUUGCACUGGAACAUUGAAGGAAACUGGCACUGGAUUUAAAAGGGUCAUUUUUCUAUCAGAAACGUACUGUGUAAAUGUUCUUAACAUGACUUGCAACUCAACAUUUGUAUUACAUGUUGCUAUUUAUAAUAUUAUUAACCUGCUGGCUGGUGGCACGGGCGGUGCCUGGGUUGUAAAUGACAGCACUGCCUCCCUGCAGCCGCCUGGUGACCUUUUGGACAGGUGGUUGUAAAACAAGGACAACACUAGUUAGUAAUAAAGUUCCAUGUGAAAUCAGAAAGAGAA
This is a messenger RNA of Dicentrarchus labrax (European seabass), 2577 nucleotides long. It is a transcript of the gene chst10, whose product is annotated as carbohydrate sulfotransferase 10. The transcript has 6 exons. The coding region runs from base 244 to 1344 and encodes 366 amino acids. Gene Ontology annotation, cellular component: membrane. Gene Ontology annotation, molecular function: sulfotransferase activity. The record is from RefSeq and is a predicted model, not a curated record. Lineage: Eukaryota; Metazoa; Chordata; Actinopteri; Moronidae. Gene Ontology annotation, biological process: proteoglycan biosynthetic process; carbohydrate biosynthetic process.